Gossypium raimondii (Peruvian cotton) is the source of this 2607-nucleotide messenger RNA. RefSeq names its product ATP-dependent DNA helicase Q-like 3. NCBI's taxonomy places the organism in Eukaryota, Viridiplantae, Streptophyta, Magnoliopsida, Malvales, Malvaceae. Gene Ontology annotation, biological process: double-strand break repair via homologous recombination. The record is from RefSeq and is a predicted model, not a curated record. Gene Ontology annotation, molecular function: 3'-5' DNA helicase activity; four-way junction helicase activity; ATP binding. The coding region runs from base 178 to 2376 and encodes 732 amino acids. The transcript is spliced from 20 exons. Gene Ontology annotation, cellular component: chromosome; cytoplasm.
CAAGUCUGCGAUAUGGGCUUCCUACCCAGUAGUAUCCAGGUUAUGAUUGCCGUUAAGCUCUGAACUCUUAAAAUCGUUGGGUUUCAAAGCUCAAAACUUCUUUUGAUAUUCGAUUCUUCGAAAGAAAGAAAGUGAGGGCAGGCCUCCGAUUUCUACUCCAGAACAACAUUGGAUUCAAUGAAGAAGUCGCCGUUGCCAGUGCAAAACCUUGGCGCCAAAGGCAAGCAACGCAAAUGUGGAAGAGAAGCUUUAGUUAAGCUCCUGAGAUGGAAUUUCGGUCAUCCUGAUUUCAGAGGGAAUCAGUUGGAAGCCAUUGAGGCCAUUUUAUCAGGGAGAGAUUGUUUUUGUCUAAUGCCGACUGGGGGAGGAAAAUCAAUGUGUUAUCAAAUCCCUGCUUUGGCUAAAACGGGAAUUGUGCUCGUCAUUUCUCCGUUAAUAGCCUUGAUGGAAAACCAAGUAAUGGCAUUGAAGGAGAAAGGAAUUGCAGCUGAGUUUCUCUCUUCAACUCAAACGUCGCAGCUGAGGAAUAAGAUUCAUGAAGAUCUUGAUCGUGGACAACCAUCUAUUCGCUUGCUUUAUGUGACACCGGAGCUGAUUGCCACUUCAGGGUUUAUGUCAAAGCUUAAAAAGAUUCAUGGUAGAGGAUUGUUAAAUCUCAUUGCUGUAGAUGAGGCACAUUGCAUCUCAUCAUGGGGUCAUGAUUUCAGGCCUAGCUAUCGCAAGCUUUCAUCUUUGAGGAACCAACUACAAGAUGUACCAAUAUUGGCUUUGACUGCCACUGCUAUUCCUAAGGUACAGAAGGAUGUCAUAGAUUCCUUAAAUUUGCAAAAUCCUUUAGUCCUUAAAUCAUCUUUCAACCGUCCAAAUAUAUAUUAUGAAGUUCGAUAUAAAGAUCUUAUGGAUGAUGCUUAUGCUGACUUGUGUGAUGUGCUCAAAUCUGCUGGAGAUGUCUGUGCAAUUGUUUACUGCCUUGAACGGACAACUUGUGAUGACUUGUCCACUCAUCUUUCCAAAAAUGGGAUUUCCUGUGCUGCCUAUCAUGCAGGGUUAAAUAAUAAACUGCGGAGCUCUGUCUUAGAUGAUUGGAUUUGUUCCAAGAUACAGGUUGUUGUGGCCACAGUAGCUUUUGGAAUGGGUAUAGACAGAAAGGAUGUUAGAAUAGUUUGCCAUUUUAAUAUCCCGAAGUCAAUGGAAGCCUUCUAUCAAGAGUCGGGUAGAGCUGGUCGUGACCAGUUGCCUUCUAGAAGCUUGUUGUACUAUGGAGUGGAUGAUCGAAAAAGGAUGGAAUUUAUUCUUAGCAUUGCUGAGAGCAAGAAAUUGCAAUCAUCAGAUUCACAACAUGGAUUGUCAAAGAAGUCCACGUCUGAUUUUAAUCUGAUGGUUGAAUAUUGCGAGGGUUCUGGAUGCCGUAGGAAAAAGAUUCUUGAGAGCUUUGGAGAAGAGGUUUCUGCAUCACUGUGUAAAAAAUCAUGCGAUGCCUGCAAACAUCCAAACCUUGUGGCCAAGUAUCUGGUAGAGCUAACAACUGCUAUUGCUGUCCGCCAAAGAAAUGGUUUCUCAAAAAUCUUGAGCAGCUCCACGGAUGCCUUUGAAAAUGAAAAUUUCUCAGAAUUCUGGAACCGUAAUGAUGAGGCAAGUGGCUCUGAGGAAGAUAUAUCUGAUUCGGAGGAUGGGUUUGAGGUUGCAAAGGGCAUAUCCAGAUCCAAAUUUUCAAAAAAAACAGGGAUAAAUGAGAAGAUCGAGCUCUUGCAGCGUGCAGAAGAAAACUACUAUCGGAACAAAGCUCAUGAUAAACAAGCCAAUAAACCUGACAAAAAUGCCAUAUCUGGAGCGCUGAGAGAAUCAAGCAAGCAAAGAUUGUUAGAUGCCCUGAAGCAGGCUCAUCAGCGACUUGGUGACUUGAAGGUUGAUUUUGAAGCAUCAUCUACCAUCCUUGAAAAUGAGUGCUUUAAGAAAUAUGGGAAGAGUGGGAAAUCUUUUUAUUACUCGCAAGUGGCGAGUAAGGUGAGGUGGCUAUCUACAACAAGCUCUGCAGCUGAGAUAACAAAUCAAAUCGGUACUGGUAUCACGUCUCCUUUGGAGAAUAUCACAAGGAAGGAAGAACCCUCUCGAACAGUGUCAGCUAUGUUACAUGAUGAGAGAAAAAAAGAAGUAAAUAAAGUUAUUGGUGAACAACGUUGUGGCGACAUUGAAUCGAAGACUUCAGUAAAGGCUUCAACCCCGCAGAUGCAAACUAAGCUGCCUGCAAUUCCAUCUUUCUCUCAGUUUGUAAACAGCAGAAAGUCGAAAGAGAUGCAACAACCAAAGGCAUCAGAGGAAAAGGAGCAUCACCAUUCACCCAAUAAACAUACGAAGAAGAGAAUGAGGUUGAAGUAGGGUGAGUGUCCCAAGCCUUGUGUGUUAUUUUCAUUUCAUUUGGUUCAGUGUAUAUAGGACUGCAAAAUCCCAAUAGUUCCAGUUUGCUUCUAAUAUGUGCUUUUGACAACUUUUCCCUGUCCCAGAAUGUAUCUCUUUUUUUUUUGUUGUUUUCUUAGGGUUUAGGGCAAUUGAAACUUUCAUUAUAGAAAAAUUAAUCGAGGUUUUGGUAUCGUAUGGCCUGGUAUAUAA